AUGAGAUUGACUGUGAAUAUUAUCUAUCUAUCUAUCUAUCUAUCUAUCUAUCUAUCUAUCUAUCUAUCUCCGUCUUUUCAUAUCUAUCUGGAACUGAGACUGACUGUGAAUAUCUAUCUAUCUAUCUAUCUAUCUAUCUAUCUAUCUAUCUAUCUAUCUAUCUAUCUAACUCAGUCUUUUCAUACCUAUCUGAAACUGAGACUGACUGACAGUGAAUAUCUAUCUAUCUAUCUAUCUAUCUAUCUAUCUAUCUAUCUAUCUAUCUAUCUAUCUAUCUCAGUCUUUUCAUAUCUAUCUGAAACUGAGACUGACUGUGAAUAUUAUCUAUCUAUCUAUCUAUCUAUCUAUCUAUCUAUCUAUCUAUCUAUCUCAGUCUUUUCAUAUCUAUCUGAAACUGAGACUGACUGUGAAUAUUAUCUAUCUAUCUAUCUAUCUAUCUAUCUAUCUAUCUAUCUAUCUAUCUAUCUAUAUAUCUAUCUAUCUAUCUAUCUAUCUCAGUCUUUUCAGAUCUAUCUGAAACUGAGACUGACUGACAGUGAAUAUCUAUCUAUCUAUCUAUCUAUCUAUCUAUCUAUCUAUCUAUCUAUCUAUCUAUCUCAGUCUUUUCAUAUCUAUCUGAAACUGAGACUGACUGUGAAUAUUAUCUAUCUAUCUAUCUAUCUAUCUAUCUAUCUAUCUAUCUAUCUACCUUACCCAGCUAUGAAUUCCCAACUAAUUUUGAGUCAUACUCACUGCUUUAAAACUUAUCGCUGCGUCGCGUCCCCCAGAGGCAGGAUAAUUUGGGAACGAUUCAAAAGUACCUUGGUUCAUGGUUUGGGUGGAUGGAUGACGGCAAGCUGUGGUCUGGCCCUCGGCGGGAAUCCCUACAUAUUAAAUGAGUCUUUUUCUUUCUUUCUUUCUUUCUUUCUUUCUUUCUUUCUUUCUUUUCCAUAA
Molecule: messenger RNA, 933 nt
Organism: Acanthosepion pharaonis
Lineage: Eukaryota; Metazoa; Mollusca; Cephalopoda; Sepiida; Sepiidae
Source: the annotation of a GenBank genome assembly